UUUUUUUGAAAAUCAGUGAUGUCUUUACGCGGAGGCGCCACUAACUGAAUUUUUCAGCGCAGUCAAGCGAAUAAAGGAUUGCCUCUGUGGAAGUGAAGCUCCAUCCACUCUUGAGUAUGAACUUAGCAAGUCAGACUUAUGUGCUGGUGGUCUUUCUCACCUCCACGGUCUUCAUAUGCCGGGCCCAGGAGAGAGACUACACAGUGAAGGAGGAGCAGCCAGAGAAUGUACGCAUCGGAAACUUGCGCAGGGAUCUCGACCUCAAUCUCGACCCCAACAUCCGGCUGUCCUCACCCCUGCAAUUCAAGCCUGUGUACAAGACAGGCGACGUGCCUUUGGUGAGGGUGGAGGCCAACACAGGGGAGAUCUUUACUACCAAUCACCGAAUCGACAGGGAGAAGCUAUGCUCGGGGGUCUUUGCAGAAAAACGCUGCUAUUAUGAAAUUGAGGUGGCUGUGUUGCCCGAUGAGAUCUUCCGACUGGUCAAGAUCCGUUUUCUGAUUGAGGACGUCAAUGACAACGCGCCCCUUUUCCAGUCCACGGUCAUAAAUAUUUCCAUCCCAGAGAACACAGCCAUCAACACCCGAUACCCAGUGCCCUCUGCGUUUGACCCUGAUGUCGGGAUCAAUGGGAUCCAACAUUAUGAGUUGGUCAAGAGUGUCGGAGAAUUUGGCUUAGACAUCAUUGAGACACCUGAGGGUGACAAGUGGCCACAGUUGAUCGUUCAGCAGAACCUAGACCGUGAGCAGAAGGAUACCUUUGUCAUGAAGAUAAAGGUGGAAGAUGGUGGUAAACCUCCCAAGUCCAGCACUGCUAUCCUCCAAGUCACCAUCUCCGACGUCAAUGACAAUCGUCCUGUCUUCAAGGAUAGCGAGUUGGAGGUCACGGUACCAGAGAAUGCCCCCACAGGGACUUCGGUUGUUCAGCUUCAUGCAACGGAUGCAGACCUAGGGUCCAAUGCCCAGAUUCACUUCGCCUUCAGUAACCAGAUCUCUGCCUCUACCAAACGCCACUUUGCCGUUGAUAGCACGACAGGAUUGAUCACCGUAAAGCAGUCACUGGACAGGGAGUUGACUCCUGUUCACAAACUUAUUGUUCUGGCCAGUGACAGCAGCUCAACGCCCUCAAGGGCCACAGUGACUAUCAAUGUUACAGAUGUUAAUGACAAUGUUCCCUCCAUUGACACACGUUAUAUAAUCAACUUGGUGAACGGGACUGUGCUGUUGUCUGAGAAUGCCCCGCUCAACACCAAAAUAGCCCUCAUCACAGUUACAGACAGAGAUGCAGAUCUCUAUGGAAAAGUCACCUGCUAUACUGACCAUGAUGUUCCAUUUCGUCUGAAACCUGUCUUUAAUGAUCAGUUUUUACUAGAGACAGCUGCUCCCCUGGAUUAUGAGACAACUAGAGAAUAUGCAAUUAGGAUAGUAGCCUCGGAUAGGGGGACGCCUCCUUUGAACACUUCAGCUAUGGUUUUAAUUAAAAUCAAAGAUGAGAACGACAAUGUGCCCAUCUUCCCCCAGCCAGAAAUUCAACUUUCCAUACCAGAGAAUAAUGACCCGUCCUCACAGUUAAUAAAAAUCAGUGCCACUGAUGCAGACAGCGGACAUAAUGCAGAGAUUAUUUAUACCCUGGGCCCUGAUGCACCCGACGGGUUUAAUAUAGACAGACAGUCAGGAAUCCUUUCGGUUGGCAAACGACUGGACAGAGAGAAGCAGGAGGGGUAUUCAUUCACUGUCAUAGGCAGGGACAAUGGUUCAUCAUCCCUGCAGAGCAAUGUCACUGUCAGGCUAAUCGUUCAGGACCUUAAUGACAACAGUCCAGCUUUCACACACCCCGAGUACAACUUCUAUGUGCCAGAAAACCUUCCUCUGUUUGGAACUGUGGGUUUAAUUACAGUGACAGACGCCGAUGCAGGAGAUAACGCUGUUGUGACUCUGUCCAUUUUGAAUGGGAAAGAUAAUUUCAUCAUUGACCCUCAAACUGGCGUAAUCAAGCCCAAUAUCACCUUUGAUCGGGAGCAGCAGAGCUCUUAUACUUUUAUGGUCAAGGCAGUGGAUGGAGGACAACCUCCUAGCUCUUCCUAUGCUAAGGUCACUAUAAAUGUGGUUGAUGUAAAUGACAAUCGCCCUGUGUUUGUUGUUCCUGCUUCCAAUUACUCAUAUGACCUAGUGCGGACCACCACCACCCCUGGUGAUGUUGUUACAAGAGUGUUUGCCAUUGACAAUGACACAGGUAUGAAUGCUGAGCUCCAGUAUAGCAUUACCAGCAGCAUCAUCAUCACAUCUCGAGUCUCCCCUCGAGGCCUAUUCUCCAUCGACAAAACAACAGGCAACAUAACACUGCAAGAGAAAAUUGUGGCAGCAGAUCAAGGGCUGCAUAGGCUGGUUGUCAAAGUCAAAGAUCUCGGGCAGCCGGAAUCAUUACAAGCUAUUGCACUUAUUCAUUUAUUUGUCAAUGACACUGUUUCAAAUGCCACUUUUAUCCAAGAGCAGCUACAGAAAAGCAUGGAGACGCCACUGGACCGAAACAUAGGGGACAGUGAGGUAACAACACAGGCUAACGGAUAUGUGAUUGUUGUCAUAGCUAUCAUAGCUGGGACCAUGACUGUCAUCUUGGUGAUAUUUGUGACUGCCUUGGUGCGCUGCCGACAGACACCCAGACACAAAGUGGUGCAGAAGGGCAAGCAGAGCGGUGAGUGGGUGUCACCAAACCAAGAGAACCGUCAAAUAAAAAAAAAGAAGAAGAGAAAGAAGCGAUCCCCUAAGAGCCUCCUCCUGAACUUUGUGACCAUAGAUGAAUCUAAGCCUGACGACCCUACACAUGAGCAUGUUAAUGGUACGCUGGAUCUCCCUGUGGAGCUAGAGGAGCAAACCAUGGGGAAGUACAACUGGGCAACCACACCCACCACUUUCAAACCCGACAGCCCGGACUUAGCCAAGCAUUACAAAUCUGCGUCCCCUCAGCCUACAUUUCAAAUCAAACCAGAGACUCCGGUGGCCCCAAAGAAGCAUCACGUGAUCCAGGAGCUCCCUUUGGACAACACAUUUGUGGUGGGCUGUGACACACUCUCCAAGUGCUCAUCGACGAGCUCCGACCCAUACAGUGUCUCAGAGUGCGGCUGUCAGGGGGGAUUCAAGACUCCAGGGCAAAUCACCACCCGACAGAAUGCGAUCCAGACGCCAGAGAAGUCUUUUAACUCACCACUGCCCACUUGUCCUCAUAAGGAGGCCUGUCAACUUGGGAAGAUAACGUCUGUGAAUACUCAGCGCCGAGUGACGUUCCAUCUUCCAGAUGGUUCCCAGGAAAGCUGCAGUGACAAUGGGCUGGGUGAUCCAGAACCAAGUAGCACAGCCAGUACCUCCCAGGCUCUUCCGCUCACCUUCCCCCAUGAGGAGUACUACGAGCAAACAUCACCGAACAGUCGCACGGAGGGAGAUGGAAACUCAGACCCCGAAUCAACCAUUGAGGUGAACCUCCAGAAAGCUUUGGCUGAGGCGUCCGAGACCUGUACCCAAGAGUGUCUGAUAUUAGGCCACUCCGACACCUGCUGGAUGCCACCAACCCUGACCCAGUUUCAGAGUCCGGCCAGCGGAAGCCCCGCCUCCACCCCUACCUCUGCUGCAAUUUCCGGUACGCUCCCCUCCUUUGGCUUCCAGCAGAGCUGUGCCCGGGGAGUCAAGGUUAACAUAGUCAGCCUGGGUACUAUGGAUGGCCGGCACACGCUGGGAAGGUCUGUGCCUAAAAAAGACGAGCUGGACAAAGGGCUUCCCCGGCUGCAGUUCUACAACACUUUGGAUAGACACUGCAGUAAGAAGGAGGACACCGUCAAGGUCAUCCCCCUGGCGAGCUUCUCAUCUCCUGGAAAGCAGACAGCGACCGGCGGGGGUAGCAGCUCCUUCCUACAUGAGCACCAGCUGUAAGACCAUGCUGUACAUGUGACUUCAUCCAGCUUUUUUCAAUGACUUCAUUAUUAAUAUCAAUGCAUAUGUGUGAAAGUGUGGAUCAUUUGAGUAGUUAUGACCAGCUCAGUUUUAGUAAUGGACACAUCUAACAAAUGGAUUUCAUCAUGCUCAUAAGACUUUGAAACAAUUGUAUCAUAAUAAUAAUAAUAUGGGGUCAGUCUGAAGGCUCACGCUUUUUCAAUGAAAUGUUUCUCAUCUAUUGUCACGGACACAUGAAUAGCUGGCCCUGAUAAGCACGAAUAACUCCUCCAAGGCCUAUUACAGUCCUUAUUUGGAUCAGCAACAAACCUUCAUAGAUACCCAACUCUUGUUUCUGCCAGGAUUUUGAAAGUUAAGAUGUUUUAAAAAAGCGGAGGACUCACACCUCUAUCUGGAUCAACUCAAAAUUAAAUCGGUCAUUUCUUGGCCCGUGCCUCACAGGUUUGGGGAAAAUACUGCAAACAAAUGAAGAAACAGCAAUGCAUUGCCAACCGUCUUGGCCAAGGUAGUAAACGUAGUCCCAAAGUAGUUUCCUCACAGAAAAGAAAAUCAGUGACUUUUGCUUUGACUAUAGUGAUGUGCGCUUAGUAGUAGAAUGGGACAAUGUACUAUACUUCUCCUUGUGCCCAGCUUAGAGCAACUGUGUCCUAAAAGACCAUUUACUCAUGCAGAAACAAAUGCAAAUAUAGUAUGUUCAGUGUGUUGAGUAAGCUAAUUUGGGCUAAAUGCUAAUUAGGGGCCCUGGGUGGUGUUUCUAUUUGAGAUUAAGUGAAAUAUUGCUCUGUAUAAUAUGCAGCACAAACUCCUUUGGUGGUGGAAGAUUUUUUUGUAUGUCUUGCCUGAACAUGUUUCACAAGUCUAUUUUGGUCGGGGGGGGGGGGGGCGUGAAAAGAUUUAGAAAAGGAAAAAAAAUCAAAAGCAUAACUAGGCCAAUGGUAGACAGCACUGGUAAUCAUUUUUGCAUUAUUUUCACCAAGGACCAUUAAAACCACGAACACUAGCACAAACAUACCCAAGAUGUUUCCCAUAUUGGUGUAUGCUCCAUCUCUGCCAGCUCCAUUAAGAAAGUGACGCUGCUAAAAGUCGUCUCGUUAUCUCGCCUUGAAAGGUACAGGCAGAUUCGUUUUGGAAACACUAGCCUUUUCCCCCCAUAUUCCUUUUGUUUCUGUUGGUUAUAUUUUGCUGCUCAGAAUCCUCCAUAUACUGUAAUAACAAGCCAUCAAAACAAUUAUGAAAUUCUCCGACUGAUUACUUUAAUGUGUGAUGUUGGUAGCUACCUUAAUUGUGGUUCAGAGGUCUAUACAAUUGUUCUUUGAGCUAACUGGGGAAUGUUCUUUGCAUUUGCACCAGCAAUGACAAACUGAUAAGACCUGAAAAGAUGAGCUUAAGAUGCUCCCACUCAUUCAGUGUCAUUGCUAACUUCCAAUAGCUUGCUACUAAUUACCAAUAUAUGUCUCCAUACAGCUGUGUUUAAAUACAUGCGAUUAUUAAUUUCUGUUCAAGUUGGAAUAAUAGUUGGCAGUGCAACAUUUGCAUUUUUAUUUAUUGAGCUGUUUGUUUGUUUUUUGCAGCCAUGUAUACCAUGACAUUACCAUAAAAUAUAUAUAUAUAUUGAAAAGAAUGAAAUAAUAACAAGAUACACACUUGGCAGUGAUGGUUAAGACAAUGCAAAACACUCUGAAUCACGUCUGUAAACUGUAGUGAUGAUGAUAACUGUUCCAAAGUAACUGUGCUGGAACAGAUUGGGUGCAGAAAAAUCUAUUGCAACAACAUUAAGUAUCUCUGUUUCCUGCUAACACCCAAGCCAGGUGUCUAAAUCGCCAAGUAUAUAUGAUUCAUUUCCCUGCACCAUUUUGCAAAUUGGGAGCAGCCCUGCAUCUAUAAUGUCGCGUGGCAUUCUUGAAAGAGGGUUCAAGGCAAAUUGUUUGCAUGCAGGCUGCUAUUGCAGCUAUUCUUUAAGAUCCUCUGGGGUCAGGGAUCUGAUCCUUUAUCAGAGAUUCAAACAAAUGAUCACCUAACAUGACCCUGUGUCAUGGACAAGGAAAUGAGUCAGUUCGAUUUUACUUGAGGUAAUUACGAAAAUAAAUGCAAUUAAAAAAUAAAUUAGACAGCAUUUCUAAUCAAUCUUUCUCCAAACAACAGUUGAUGAAAAGGCACUCCCUUUUUGAGAUUAUGUGGUUUUCUUUCCUCCAUCUCAAUAAACAUAAAUAUAUGAAAAUGGCAUCAACAAAUUCAAUCAAAAGGAGUGAAAUUGCUCGUAAAAACACAAUAGAACCAUUUCAGUCUAUGUUUAGAGAUUGUCAGGAUUCAGAGAGAACAUAUUAGACACAAAUAUUUUUUUUUUCAACAUUUUGGUGGAAUAAAAAGGGUAUGCAUUAUUGUUGUUGGACUAUUUGAAAGUGUCACCGCUAAUUGUGCCCUUGCUCUUAUCACAGAGGGAAAAAAUAUACAUGGAAUAAAAUGCUGUCACAAUGUCAUAAGCAAUGUUCAUGACAAAAAUAUUUUAUCCAAUCACAUGUGUACAAUAUGCACAAUAUACAAGUAUAACGUCAUAGCUGUUAUCUUCACUGUGUUAUCUUGACUACAUAAUAAUAUGCUGUCAAGUUGCAGCAGCUACAUUACACUACAUUAAAUACAUUGGUAGGGUAUCGCUUUGGAUUGUAAGACCAUUUUUGUUGUUGUUGUACAUCUGCCCCAUUUUUUUCUCUCAACAAAGCAAAGCAAAUCUACUGUAAGAACUUACAUUUUGUUCUUUUCAUAUCACCUCAAGUAUAUACUUGAAAUCGUCAGCAAUCACAGACUCUGCAUGAUUCAGCGUAUUUUUUCCCCUGUUUCUCUUUUUCCAUGUUCAUCAUCCAAACAGCCAAGAUACACAACAUAAAAGAUAAUAUUGCCUUUAGUUUUCAGACAAAUGUGUUUCACCCUCAACCUGUGACAUAAUUUGCAUGAACUUUUUGGACUCCAACAAGGCAUUUUAGCUCUUGACUGUGUUGUUGAUGCGCCCAUCAUUAGAUUCAGUAUCUACCUGUUUGUACCUGUUUGUCUCAUGGAACUAAACCAAUGUUAAAUGGAGAACACACACUUAAAUGUUGUAAUUUUUGCAUACCACUUGGGCUUACAAGUACACAAAUAUAUACGGUUAUCCUUAGGUACAACUGAAAUCACACUGUACAUAGCACCCCUAAGAACAAUAUUACAAAUGGAUACACUAACAGUAAGUAUGAAAGCUACAGGAAAGUCACUGCAAUGUGGAAAUGGGAACAUGGGGAAAAGGGAAAAUAUAAGAAAAGAUGAGAUGACAAUCUCUGUUGCUAUGUAAAUCGAUAUGCAUACUAUUGUUGGGUGUCUGUACGUGGGUCUACGUGCGUGCUUGCACGCAUGUGUGUGAGUACCUGUGUGGGUAAAUUAGCAUACACCUUAUUGCCACAAUAUUUAGUAUUACACAUAUGUAUCUUGUACAAAGCCUACUGUAUAUCAGAAUAUGAUAAGUACAGUAUAUGCUUGUAAAUUAGUUACCAGUGAAUGAAGUCAAGUUUGCUUUGAGAAGGCUUCAGUGCUUGCCAGCAAAUCUGUAUUGGUCAUUUAAAUCUAUACAGUCUGUGUUGUUAUGCAUUUGUAAGAUAUACCUUUUAAAAUUAUAAAAAUGAACUUCAAUAUAGUGAAAUGUUUUUUCUUGGUGUUUGAAUUUUAAUUGCGUCAUUAAAUAUUGAGUCUCC
Molecule: messenger RNA, 7657 nt
Organism: Phyllopteryx taeniolatus (common seadragon)
Lineage: Eukaryota; Metazoa; Chordata; Actinopteri; Syngnathiformes; Syngnathidae
Gene: pcdh11
Product: protocadherin 11
Exons: 7
Coding region: 117-3920 (1267 amino acids)
Biological process (GO): homophilic cell-cell adhesion
Cellular component (GO): plasma membrane
Molecular function (GO): calcium ion binding
Source: RefSeq, a predicted model, not a curated record